Molecule: messenger RNA, 1921 nt
Organism: Betta splendens (Siamese fighting fish)
Lineage: Eukaryota; Metazoa; Chordata; Actinopteri; Anabantiformes; Osphronemidae
Gene: yju2b
Product: YJU2 splicing factor homolog B
Exons: 10
Coding region: 147-1334 (395 amino acids)
Biological process (GO): mRNA splicing, via spliceosome
Cellular component (GO): post-mRNA release spliceosomal complex; U2-type spliceosomal complex
Source: RefSeq, a predicted model, not a curated record
GCAGCAAGAAGUCACGUGUUAUUACCCAUCGGCCCCUGCGAGGUUGUUGGUUGUUUGUGCAGCUACGAUCAAACGCGUUUGAACCGCUGUUUUAUUUCUUGGCCAAGGUUUGAUUUCAUUGCUGGUGUGGUGGCUCAGCCGUCACAAUGGGUGAAAGGAAAGGAACAAACAAAUACUAUCCUCCGGAUUUUGAUCCGGCCAAGCAUGGAUCCCUUAAUGGCUAUCAUAAAACUCAUGCACUGCGUGAGAGGGCCAGGAAACUGUCUCAGGGCAUCCUCAUCAUCAGGUUUGAGAUGCCCUACAACAUCUGGUGUGAUGGCUGCAACAAUCACAUUGGCAUGGGUGUCCGUUACAAUGCUGAGAAGAAGAAAGUGGGCAAUUAUUACACCACACCGAUCUACAGAUUUAGGAUGAAGUGCCACCUCUGUAUCAACUACAUUGAAAUGCAGACAGAUCCUGCGACCUGCGAUUAUGUGAUAGUGAGUGGAGCAAGCAGGAAGGAAGAGCGCUGGGACAUGGCUGAAAAUGAACAGAUCCUUACCACAGAGAGGUCAGAGAAAGAAAAGCUGGAGACAGAUGCAAUGUAUAAGCUGGAUCAUGGUGGGAAAGACAAAGCAAAGCUGUCAAAAGCUCUGCCGUCUCUGUCAGAGAUCCAGGACUACCAGUCUGGGUGGAAGGAUGAUUUCCAGCUCAACAGCGCCCUGCGGAGGAAGUUCAGAACAGAGAAGAAGGUUAUAGUGGAACAAGAAGAGAAGGACAACGCAGUGAAGAUGAGGACCAACCUGUCCAUCCCACUUCUGCCAGAGAAAGAGGAGGACAAGAAGCUGGCAGCACUUCUGACCUUCCAAGCUCCUGACUCCUAUGACGACAAGCAGCAGAGCAAAAGGAAGGAGAUCUCCUCUCGUUCGUGGUUUAAUUCCACUUCAGGAACACCAGGGGGUGCUGCUGGCAGUCUGCUUCAUAAGCUGGGUCUGCAGGGGAAGGAAGCGGCAGUAGCCAAAGCCCUUGGCUCCUCUCACAGCCCACUGAUCCGCAAACGCACCGGAGGACCGGGGAACACGAGCGAACCCUGUGCCACCGUCACAAGCACAAAGUCAAAGCCUGAAAUCCAAAGAUGUGAUUCAGCAGUUACCCAGACAGAAGAAAGAUUAAAUACUGUUAUUACACCAACACAAGGGGACCAGGAAGGAGCACAUACUAAUGACACUGUUGAAAUCACAGAGGAAUUGAAUAAAGGACGGGUAAAGAUGGAGAAGAAUGAGGAGCAGAACAGAAGUAGGGUCCCAUCUCUGGUGGCCGACUACAGUGACUCCGAUUCAGAGCCGGGGCAGUGAGUUAGAGUUCAACAGGACAGGUUCUGUUUGCGGUCGAUGGAGGUGAUUGAGUCAGUCUGUCAUGAAAAGGUCCCUCAUACCACAAUAAGCUGCUACAGUGGAUACGUGUGAUCACAAAAUCCAAAUAGAAUGUUGGAAACAAAGCCUUCAACAUUGUGCAGUAUCUGAAUAGACCAACUACAGCAAGUGUUGUAAAGGUCUGUGUUUGCAGCUUAAAGUAUUCAGUUUUAUUAAUUUGGUGUUUUCUGUGAAUAAUGUCAAGUUAAAUGUGGAGACUGUUGAGGUGUUUGUGAGGCACGUUGUUCUGUGAGUUUCUGACUCAUUCAAACUUGGAGACGGGAGACAUUGCACAGUCACAGGUGAACUGUGUCAUUACACUCAACGUGUUCAGUUGCAUAAGCUCAGCUGAGAAGACACUGAGCUAAAAUAAAGUCCGUUUUUAAAGAGAGCAAAACGAGCACAGCUCUAUGUUUCCUUUCCUGUACAUUGCAGGCGUCAUGGACAUUGUUGAAUUAAAACUAACUGUUUGGCCCCACAGUUUGUUUGGGUCCAUGUCACUGAUCUGAAUAAACACCCCUCCUCCUGCU